GAAAUACCAUUGAAUCGCAAAAAUUACAUCUGCGAGAGGGUUCCGUCCGAUUUCUCACCCCUGUUGUUGAAAUAAACUAAUCGAGGAAAAAAAAUGGGAGGUGGAUUUAGAGUGCUCCAUCUGGUUCGGCCCUUCCUUUCGUUUCUGCCCGAGGUUCAGACCGCAGACAGGAAAAUUCCAUUCAGAGAGAAGGUUAUAUACACUGUGAUUUCCCUGUUCAUUUUCUUGGUGUGCAGUCAGCUGCCGUUAUAUGGCAUCCACUCAACAACCGGUGCAGAUCCGUUCUAUUGGAUGCGAGUUAUCCUCGCCUCAAACAGGGGAACUGUGAUGGAGCUUGGAAUCACCCCAAUAGUGACAUCUGGGCUGGUUAUGCAGCUUUUGGCGGGGUCGAAGAUCAUUGAAGUUGACAACAACGUGCGCGAGGAUCGAGCCCUUCUAAACGGAGCACAGAAGUUGUUGGGCAUCUUGAUAGCAGUUGGUGAGGCGGUUGCGUAUGUUCUUUCAGGAAUGUAUGGCAGUGUUGGCCAACUUGGAGUUGGGAAUGCAAUCCUUAUAAUUUUGCAACUCUGCUUUGCCGGGAUUAUCGUGAUUUGCCUGGACGAACUUCUCCAGAAAGGAUAUGGUUUGGGCUCUGGUAUUUCACUCUUCAUUGCAACCAACAUCUGUGAAAACAUCAUCUGGAAAGCAUUUAGCCCAACCACCAUCAACAGUGGGCGUGGAGCUGAAUUCGAAGGUGCCGUUAUUGCUUUGUUCCAUUUACUGAUAACUCGGACAGACAAGGUUCGUGCUCUUCGAGAGGCAUUUUACAGACAGAAUCUUCCCAAUGUUACAAACUUGCUUGCCACUGUCUUGGUCUUCCUUAUCGUCAUUUACUUCCAAGGAUUCCGUGUUGUUUUGCCCGUGAGGUCGAAGAAUGCUCGUGGUCAACAGGGUUCAUAUCCGAUCAAGUUGUUCUACACUUCCAACAUGCCCAUUAUCUUGCAAUCUGCACUUGUCUCCAAUCUUUACUUUAUUUCCCAGUUGCUUCAUAGGCGAUACAGUGGAAAUUUUCUUGUGAACCUUUUGGGAAAAUGGAAGGAAUCUGAAUACUCUGGUCAAUCUAUCCCUGUCGGUGGUCUGGCUUAUUACAUAACUGCACCAUCCAGUUUGUCAGAUAUAUUGGCCAAUCCUUUCCAUGGACUAUUUUAUAUCGUGUUUAUGCUAUCCGCAUGUGCCUUGUUCUCAAAGACAUGGAUUGAGGUCUCGGGAUCCUCUGCUAAAGAUGUGGCUAAGCAGCUGAAGGAACAACAAAUGGUGAUGCCUGGGCAUAGAGAAUCGAACUUACAGAAGGAGCUGAACCGCUACAUCCCCACCGCAGCAGCUUUCGGCGGCAUGUGCAUCGGUGCACUAACGGUGUUGGCCGAUCUUAUGGGUGCUAUUGGUUCCGGCACUGGAAUUCUAUUGGCCGUGACUAUCAUAUAUCAGUAUUUCGAGACGUUCGAGAAGGAAAAAGCAAGCGAGCUCGGUUUCUUUGGUUUCUGAAAAACAGUGCAGCAAAACUCUCUUAUUUAGCUAAUAGAUUUAUGGUUUAGCAAAACAAUGCCUCUUAAAACUUUAUUUCAAUUUUGGUAUGUUGAGGAAUGUAGAGAGAAAAAGAAUAUUCCCUGUUUAUGUUGACACAUCUUGGAAAUGAAGUUCCUAAUGGAAGAUUGUAGUUUUAGUUUUAAAUUA
Erythranthe guttata (spotted monkey flower) is the source of this 1710-nucleotide messenger RNA. RefSeq lists its product as uncharacterized. Gene Ontology annotation, biological process: protein transport. Gene Ontology annotation, cellular component: membrane. Lineage: Eukaryota; Viridiplantae; Streptophyta; Magnoliopsida; Lamiales; Phrymaceae. The record is from RefSeq and is a predicted model, not a curated record.